AUGACCCGAGUGUCUCCGAGCUGCGCGGACAUGACAGCGCUGGCCCCUCCUCCCACGCUGCAGCUCACCAAUCGGCCUGUUUCACCUUCCCGAUCGCCGUCCAAUCACAGCAGCCCCCCAGACGCCCGGCCGCCGUUAAACAAAGAGCGACGGGAAGAGAGAGAGAAGACACAAGAGCUGACGGAGGUGCUGCGUGAUAAGGAGCGCCGGGUGCAGCAGCAGCUGGAUCGCAGCGCCGGCGAGCGAGGGAGGAAGAUGGAGGUGCAGAGGAGGAAGGAGCAGCAGCGCAGGGCAGCAGCCGAGGGGAAGAGACGGCAGAAGCAAGAGGCAGAAAAGGAGAGGCUGGAGGCCCUGGUCCGCCGGAGAGCUGGGGGGGCCGAGACAAGAGGAGGAGGAGGAGGUGGAGGAGGAGGAGGAGGAGGAGGAGGAGGAGGAGGGGAUGCUCAGGACCACCUGGAGAACAGGCCCAAACGCUGGACGUGGGGAGGACCGCCCGAUGGAGUAGAGGGUAACCCUAAGACCCCGCCCUGCCCUGCCAUUGGCUCUGCUCAGCCCAAUGAGCUCCCUGCCGCUGCCAGUGCCAGCCAAUCCCGUAACGGUACAGACCACAUGUCUCUCUGUGUGCCACGCCCACCCCCCCCCCCCCCACCUGCAGCUGUUGUUGAUUUCCUGUGUCCACCCACGAUGGAUCCACCGAUGAACAAACAGCUCUCCAGCUCCUCAGCCGCCCUCCACUCACCGGAGAGAGCUUCCCCCAACAACCACAGACCGUACAGAAGUUCCUCCAACCGCAGGAGCAUCGCUGGACUCUCUGAAGAGACGUCCAGAGCCAAAACACCCACGGGGGAGACGCCGAACACACCAGUCCGCAGCUCUUCCUUCAGGGCCAACAGUAAAGGCCCGGCUACACCAAAACGGGUGAGAUCGAACCGGAGCCGCGCCCAGUCGCCCUGCUCUCCUGGACAGUUCCCCCCCUCUCCGCUCAGACAGAGAGCCACCACCCCCGGCACUGACGACAGGGGUCACUCUGAGGUCAAAGGUCACAGCACCCUGGAGAGGAAAUCGACCAAAUCUGAAACCUCGGAGAAGAGGAUCCCCAAAUCCACCAGCAGGGAACUGAACGCAGAGUCUCCAGGCACGCCCACGGGCCGGAGUGUGGGCGGGACCACAGACGCUGAGGAGGCGUCCAGGCUGCUGGCUGAGAGACGACGUCUGGCCCGAAUACAGAAGGAGCAGGAGGAGAGACAACGGUUGGAGGACGAGAGGCUGCGGGCGGAGGAGGAGCAGAGGAGGCAGCAGGAGGCCAAGGAGCGACAGGAGAGAGCGGUGCUUCAGGCCGAGGAGGAUAGAGUGAGGAGGGAGGAGGAGAAGAGGAGCAAGGAGGAGGAGGAGAGACGACAGAAGGAGCAGAGAUGGAAGGACAUGCAGGAUCAGCUGGACAGAGAGAGGGAGGAGGCGUGCCUGCGAGCCCAGAAAGAGGCCGAGAGGAAGCGACAGGAGCGAGAGCUGCUGCACGCACAGGAGGAGCAGGAGCGCCUGCAGAGGAAGAAGAGAAUUGAGGAAAUAAUGAAAAGAACAAGGAAGAGUGAAGUGGAUCCUCCCUCCGGCUCCUCAGGUGAAGGAUGUGACAUCAGAGCCGAGGCGGCCGCCGCUCUGGAGGAGGACGGCCCGACCCCUCCCCCGGCUGAGGCCCCUGUCAUCACGCUGGGGCCCCUGGAGAAUAAGAGCUUUGUGGACGAGUUGUCUGACGGAGUCCAGUCCAUGGACGUCAGUUCUCCAUCUGUCUCCAUCAGCCCCGUGUCCAGGGAGGAGCAGGCGAGCGCUCAGGAGUUCUCUCCCGUCACCGAGGGGACAGACGGCUGUCCCCUGGAGCACCUGAUGGACCUGGACCCCCAGGGACGAGUGCAUGGCGCCCAGACGGCCCCCUACCCGAAGCUGCAGGCCGGCAGCGGGGUCGGCGACCUCAACAAGAACCUGCUGAUUCAAGCGUUCAGCGCCGCCUCUGAAUCCACCCAGCUCAUCCACAGCAUCGGCCCCAGCAAACUGGACGUCCAGUAG
Molecule: messenger RNA, 2058 nt
Organism: Limanda limanda (common dab)
Lineage: Eukaryota; Metazoa; Chordata; Actinopteri; Pleuronectiformes; Pleuronectidae
Gene: map7d2b
Product: MAP7 domain containing 2b
Exons: 16
Coding region: 1-2058 (685 amino acids)
Biological process (GO): microtubule cytoskeleton organization
Cellular component (GO): microtubule cytoskeleton
Source: RefSeq, a predicted model, not a curated record